CUCAGCAUCAGCAUCCAGCUUCACACAAAGGCAACACAAGUCAGAGCACGUGCGGAUAUAAAUGAGACAGGUCUCUGGAUCUCCAACUGCGCCUCACGAUGAGGGAACUUUUGAAGUUUGGGAGGUGUUUAUCCACCCUUGUUGCCUAUUUAUUUCCCGGCGGCAGCAUUGUGAAUGAGGGACGAACGGUUAAGAAGUGAAUGAAUGGACUUAUAUUUUAUGUAUCAGAUUUAUGAAUGGGCGUCUUGGCAAGCACAGCGCGCUUCAUAAGUUUUCAUGUUCGCCCAAAGAGACGCUGGAUUACAAAUUUGUCUAAACAAACAUCGCCGCAAUUUUAUUUAAACCUGUACUAUUUUUUUCUCUCAUUUACAAAUUAACUCGAAAUCAACUCGAAACCCCUCCAUGGCAGCUGUAAGAGCGCGCGACUGAACUGGCGCACUACCCGCAGCUGCUCGGUGUCUGGAUGCGCGCGCUGCGCGAUAGAUACCCGUGGCACGGAGGACUGGACCCCUCACCGCUGCCCUGCGAUGAUGAACUGAGGAUGGUGGAGGGAACGGACGCCCCUUUGAGGAACAUUUCGACAGGAAAUCAGGACAGCAAGUACCUCUCUUUCCCCUGGGUGGUGACUUUACUCUCCAGUGUUCUGAUCACCACGAUUAUAGUAGAUGUUCUGGGCAACCUGUUGGUCAUUGUAUCAGUCUUCAGAAACAGAAAGCUCAGGAAGGCAGGUAAUGCCUUUGUGGUGAGUUUGGCGAUAGCAGACCUGCUAGUAGCCAUCUACCCCUACCCACUGGUCCUAACUGCCAUCUUCCACGACCGCUGGAUCGCUGGUGAUAUUCACUGCCAAAUCAGCGGCUUCCUCAUGGGGCUCAGCGUGAUCGGCUCUAUUUUCAACAUCACAGGUAUCGCCAUCAACCGCUACUGUUAUAUCUGCCACAGCCUUAAGUACGACAAGCUCUUUUCCAACAAGAACACAGUAUGCUACGUGGUGCUGGUCUGGGCGCUGACUAUCCUGGCAAUCGUCCCCAAUUGGUUCGUGGAGUCUUUGCAGUACGACCCACGCGUCUACUCGUGCACCUUCGCCCAAUCGGUGAGCUCGCUCUACACCAUCACGGUGGUGGUGGUACACUUCAUCCUGCCCAUCGGCAUCGUCACAUACUGCUACCUGCGCAUCUGGAUCCUCGUCAUACAGGUCCGCAAACGGGUCAAGCCCGACAGUCGGCCCAAGAUCAAGCCUCACGACUUCCGAAACUUUCUCACCAUGUUUGUGGUGUUUGUGUUGUUCGCUGUCUGCUGGGCUCCGUUGAACCUCAUAGGCCUGGCAGUGGCGAUCCACCCUAGACUCGGUCAAGCCAUACCCGAGUGGCUCUUCACAGCCAGCUACUUCAUGGCAUACUUCAACAGCUGCCUAAAUGGUGUUAUAUAUGGAGUGCUAAACCACAACUUUCGAAAAGAGUAUAAAAGGAUUGUACUUGCUAUUUUCAAGUUUAAUUGUUGAGUUUUCACAAUGAGACAAGCACUGUGUCUUUCUUAACAUUUGUAAGUUAUUCAAAUGUAAUGAUGCAUCUUUUGUCAUUUGAAUGUUUGAAUUUUGUUAUACCAAAUAUGGUCAUAUUUUGAGUCACUGUAUGUACACGCUUAAAUUUGCACAGAAUUAUAUAUGUUUGAACUUGAGUUUCUUGUUUACAUUAUCAUUAUCAAGUUCUUAUUUAAAUAUUUAAUUGGCAUCUACAUGUAAAAGAUGGUGUCCUAAAUCUAAACAAAACCCUUGAUAAAGACUAUUUUUAAUUAAAAUAGUGCUUGAAUUGAUUUAAAAUCAAUGUACUGAUUUUGUUGAAAAUUCAAAUGCCUGAAAAUGUUUAAAUAUAAUACAUUUAUAUUUAUAUAUUAUAUUAUAUUAUUACUAUUUAUUUAAAUAUUUUCUGAAAUGCUAUUGCUUUAAAACAUGUCAUGUGAUUUUUUUUUAAUGCUGUCUCAUUUACAUGUUAAAUAUUUGAUUCCACUGGAUAAAGAUCUAGCAAAACAAUUAGUGUUAAUGGAGCAUGUCAAACAAGUUAUUAGGAGAAAUGUUGAGAUAAUUUUCAGGUUAUAAUUAAGUUCUACAUAUCAUUUAAUCUCAAUUUAAUUAACUCCAUUAAAUCAAUUUUAUUAGGGUGACAGAAGUCCCAUAUUUAGAGAGACUUGAUAUUUAUUUCUUAAUAAGAAAAUAUAUCUAUCUUAUGAAUGAAUUAAAGUAUGUAUUAAUGAAGAUAUAGGAUAUAUGAGAUUUGAAUAGAUUACAUUUAUGAGCAUAUUUUUGCUGAAGUAAUAGGGUUAUGCUAAAUGAAAUUACCUCAAUUACAAAAAAAGAGUGUAUGAUUUAUUCUAAAUUAUUUCACACAUAUAUAUAUCAAUACAAAUGAACUGAUUCUUGAAUGUUUCAAAAAUGCACAAACAAUAUAUUAAGUGUUCCAAUGGAAAACACUUCCAUGCAUCCUACAAAUAUUUGUGUUUUUGUGCGUAAAGGUGGUUGGAAAUCAUAAAGUGUAAUGCUGUUUUAUUUGAAAUCUCCACUCUGCACAUUUUUCUGAUCAAAUAUUUAUUAAACAAUCAUAUUUUUAUAUGUUGACAUUCCUAUGAAUGCACCUGGAAUCUGAGUGCUGCAUUCAUUCCCAGAACAAUGUUUAACAGAAAUUAAGUCCUAAUAAAAUUUGAUCACUGUGCAACAUAAGAAAAUAUAUGAAAUAUUCACUCCACUGUGGGGAAAGAAUGCUGUGUUUUACUUAGAAGUAAAGAAACCUUUUCUGACAUAUGGUUGUUUUCAUAGAUGAACACCAGAAGUACAUGCUUGGCAAGAUGUAUGUUGUUACAACAAAGAAUAAAUACUCACAAGUCAACACACGUUAGAAUCGAACCCUUGCCCAGGGCAGUUUUCUUCAUGGUGUGCUGCCAGUCAUCAUUAACCAUUCAGAGCAGGUUUGACUAUAGAUCUCUGACAGGGAGCUUUGUGGGUCAGAAAGGACAAAUAGCUUGUAGAUGGUAGAUUUAUGCCUCAGGGCUUCAGAAUAAAACAGGGAAACGUCACACAGAUGCUGAAGCUCACAGAAAGCCCAAAUCACAGUUAAAGGUAUCCUACAACACUGCUUAAGCUUUGCUCAA
Messenger RNA from Megalobrama amblycephala (Wuchang bream), 3138 nucleotides. RefSeq names its product melatonin receptor type 1A like (gene mtnr1al). The transcript has 2 exons. Gene Ontology annotation, biological process: G protein-coupled receptor signaling pathway. The record is from RefSeq and is a predicted model, not a curated record. NCBI's taxonomy places the organism in Eukaryota, Metazoa, Chordata, Actinopteri, Cypriniformes, Xenocyprididae. Gene Ontology annotation, molecular function: melatonin receptor activity. Gene Ontology annotation, cellular component: membrane. The coding region runs from base 464 to 1498 and encodes 344 amino acids.